This is a messenger RNA of Rotaria socialis, 996 nucleotides long. NCBI's taxonomy places the organism in Eukaryota, Metazoa, Rotifera, Eurotatoria, Philodinida, Philodinidae. The record is from the annotation of a GenBank genome assembly.
AUGACCGAUGAUCGACUAUUUUAUUCAUUAACAGAAUCAUCUUUACUCGAUACUUAUCUCCUCUAUGGCAUCAUUGGUUUUCUUAUAUUCAUAGCAUUUAUUGGUUUUAUUGUACUUUUGGCAACAUCAUUUUGUUGUUUUUAUUCAAUAUCAUCUUGCUUUUGUUCUUGUCCGUAUCCUCGACAUUCAUCCUAUAAAUUAAAUGAAAGAUCAAAAAAAGAGAAAGAUAAAAAGAAACAUGUUUUUCUAAAACGUCAUACAAGCGAUAUAACUGAUUUUUCACAUUUAUAUGAAACUUAUCCACAUUUAAUCCAUAGUAAAACAGCAUCAACAGCAAACAUUAACAAUAAAAAAUUCGAUGAAAGUUGUACAACAAUUAAUACACUUGUUAAUCCUGUUUCUCCAUGCAGUUCAUUUCGUUCAUUAAAUCAACCAGCUUCACCUGUAAAAAAGUAUGUUGAUCAUUCAUCACAAUCACAUAAAGAGAAGACCAAUCUAUCAGCGAAAGACGUUGGUUCUCGACCAUUUGCUUACAUAAACAAUGUAAAUGAUUGUACAAAAAUCUUACGUCGACUUCCACAUUAUGAUCGUUCUACUUCACCAUCGAUUGUAUCUAUAGAUAUGGCACGAAUGUCAUCGUUUGAAAAUGAAAAUCAUAAUCAAACACAUUCUCCUUGUACAAAUAUUUAUGAAACAGUAAUACCAAUAACAAACAAUAAUGCCCUAUCCGACCAAUCAGCAGCACCUAUUUACGAAACCGAAUGGAAACAUAGUUUAAAACACAUUAUGAUGAAUCGAAUACCAUUGAUUGAAAAGAAUACAAUUUCUGUCAUUGAACUUCCAUCAUUAACACCUGAUUUUACACCAACAAAUCAAUAUUUUCAACAACAAUAUCUCUACGAGAGAUUUUUAGCAAAUCGAACAAAAGUAUCUGAUUCAAUGCGACGAGCUAAUAUGCUUAAGCGAUUAAAUGACGAUGCAGCUUUUCUUUAUUAG